CAUUUUGCAGUUUAUCGGCUGGCAUUAGAUGCCGGCCUGCGCUUUCCCCUUCACCCUUUCAUCAGCCAACUUCUCCAGUAUUACGGCAUAGGACAUAACCAGCUUGCCCCUAACUCUUGGCAAAACAUUCUUACCUUUCUGGCCGUCUGCAAUUUAAAGGGAAAGGACCCUUCUCUGGCCGCUUUCACCCAUAUUCACUACGUCGCCAAGGUCCCUAGGACCAUUGAAGGAAGCUGGCUGAGCGUGUGCAACCGUCAAGGAUUCUUGACGUCUUGGGAUAAGACUUCCAAGAUGCACUCAUGGAAGGGCGAGUUCCUAUUUGUCCAGGCGCCCAGUAAAGCGGUGGCAAACCGUCUUCGGUAUUUUAGCCGGACAACCACAAAUACUGGACGGAUGGCCUCAUACUUGGAACUGGAGAGUAACUCUGCCGAAGAGAUGGUGGAGUACUUCCGGGUUUCGGAGUAUACUAUGGAAGAUGUUUCUUUCAAAGGUCCGUCCAAUUGGAUUCCUUUUAAGGAAAUGUUUUAUCAUGACAACUUCCUGGUCGCUGCCGGCUUAAGGCAGGACGAGGACAGAGGUAUAUCAACUGAGAAUCUUCCAAGUACAAAUUUCUAGACUUAAUUAUCAUUCGUCCAACAUUUGUUUCUCUCUUUCAGAUUCAGCCAGGAGCAAGCUCAGGAAGUCUUGGAUAGGAGAUAUGAGCUCAUCCAGAUUCGCGACACUCUAUGGAAGGAGUACAGCAAGUCAGGUGCCGAAAAGAGGGCCGACACCUUGGUGAGCUUUGUAUAUGUAUUCAUAUUUUUGUUUGUUUUUUUUUUUUUUUUUUUUUUUUUUUUAGCGGCCGCGUCUGCUACUUUGGAGGGUAACCCGUCAAGAUGGUGCCUGGACGACUUGUCUACCCAUGGGGCAAUUCGUCCAGAGAAACACAGGACGAGCUAACUUCCCAAGAAGCAACUCGGCUAGGUUGAAUUCUUGACGGCUUGCCUCUUAGGAGGACAGUCCGUCUGGAGUAGCAUAGGACGAGUUACUCAUCUGAACAGCAACCCGUCCUGGUUGAUAUCUUGACGGUUUGCCUCUUCGAGGGGCAGUCCGUCUAGAAUAGUGUUGGACGAGUUGCUUAUUUGAGGAUCAAUUCGUCCUGAUUGAUAUCUUGACGAGCAUUCCACUUCUUUUUCAGAAAAAUGCCCCAACUUCAAAAGCUCUGGCCGAGAAAGCCGCUGCAAAGAAACGGCCAGCAGGCACCAGUGAAGCCCCUCCCUCAAAAAAGGCAAAGGGUUUUACUGCUAAGAGGAAGAAGACCACUCGGCCGGUUCCCAAGGUCGUGAUCGACCUUCCGGCCAAGGAGGAGACCAAAGAGGAGCCAGCUGAAGUUGACUCUCGAGCCCUGGUGGCCUAUACUGGUCCGGCUGAGCAACCCGAUUCUUCGCAACCUGACGAGGUUGUCAUUCUGGACGACGCUGAACAAUCUUCCAAGCCGGACGCGGCUGUGGACGGAUCCGCCUUUUCUGGGCCAGUGGCCCAACUGGUAGGCCAGAUGCCGGCCGCUUAUAGAACGGCUUCCCGUUCUUCUGGUGAGUCCUACUAUUCCAACGUAGUUAGAACACUACGGGUUGGCGGGCGUCCGAUGAGUCCGUCCAACAAACAGACCGUGGUUAUUCCCAUCAGGUGUACUGACGAGUCUAACCUUUCAGAUAAAGGGAAGGGUCCUGCUGUUGUCGGCUCCCCUAGCCUCUCUGACGAUGAAUCUUCUCCAGCCUUUGGAAAGAUGUCGUCGUCUGAUCGUGAGAAGCUCAAGACGGAGCUGUUCAAGUGCUUUCCCGAAACUUAUAUCAAGGGGUUAAGGGGAGCAUCGUCUGGGCAUGUAGGCUACAUGUCUCAGCUUGCUGCCGAGCUUUUUGCUCGCAGCAUGAUAACAGAAGACUGGGCGAAGGAGCUCAGAAAAGAGAAUAAAAAGCUCGUCCAUGAUGUAACUGCGGCCGCCGACCAUGCUCAGUUCGUCAUUUCCGAGCAAGAGGUGUUGCACCAGCAAACCAAAGUUGCUUUGGAAAAAAGGUCGGCUGAGCUGGAAUCUCAGAUCAAAGUCUAUCUUACUUCGGUUGACGGAGAUGAUAGACGAACGGGCUUCGUUGGAACGUGUUCUGACGGACGAGAGGAAUUCAGCCAUGACUAUGGCUGCCGAUUUCUUCAAGGAAAACCUCGUCCUGAAGGUCAAAAACCAAGCCCUUCGAACUGA
Beta vulgaris subsp. vulgaris (sugar beet) is the source of this 2233-nucleotide messenger RNA. RefSeq lists its product as uncharacterized. The coding region runs from base 1535 to 2233 and encodes 232 amino acids. The record is from RefSeq and is a predicted model, not a curated record. NCBI's taxonomy places the organism in Eukaryota, Viridiplantae, Streptophyta, Magnoliopsida, Caryophyllales, Amaranthaceae. The transcript is spliced from 2 exons.